UUUUUUUUUAUUUUAUUAUUAUUAUUGUAUCAUUUGUAAUGACCCGUAGUUAUUCAUUCUCUGGUCAUUUUUGGGAACAUCCAAAUAAUAAUGGAGUAGUUACUCUCGUUAACAAAUUACGUAUGGGUAAACAAACCUGUGAAAAAUUAAAAGCUGUUUAUGAAAUAAGGGUUGCUUUGGAAGAAAAUUAUGCAGAAACUCUAUUGCGUAUGGCUGCAAAUCUACAAACCUGUGAAGAAACUGGUCAACUAGGACAUACUUUGAUUACAUUGGAAGAACAAUGGGUACAUGUUGCUGAUGCUCAUUUGCAAUUAGCAAGCGAUUGGAAGAACAACAUUCUUGUACCAUUGACGACUUUACUCACCAAACAGAAACAACUUCGGAAAGAGCUUCAAGCUAAUGUUACAAAAUUUUAUAAUAACCGCCAAUUACAAACUCACUGCGUUUUACGUGCUCGUGAUCGUUAUAAUGCAGAAUGCACCAAAGCAAAUGGAAUGAUGCAACAUAAAUCUGGUAUGGAGAAACAGAUAUCUUACAAAAGAGCACAAGCGGUUAUCAAGAAAUAUCAAAAUGCGUAUAACGAUGCUAUGGCAGAUCUUCAAACGGUUACUAAUCAGUGGACGGAACAAUGGCAACAUACCUGUCAACAAUUCGACGUGUUGGAGACUGAACGAAUCACGUUUCUCAAAUCCAAUAUCCAUGAUGGCAAUGACCUCUUAUUCCAAUCAUUGGAAACGACAGAAAACGCACUUGAGAAAAUCAAGUCCACCGUGGAUUUAAUCGAUAUAGAUACCGAUUUGGACGACUUUGUACAAACCUAUGGCGGAAGUAAUAUUAUACCAGAUGCCAUGGACUAUAUCAAGAUGUACGUUCUACAAGAUCAAACCAAGAAACAAGAUGAUGAUGAUCAGCAACAAGACAGCUUGACUGAAAAGGAUGCCCCACCGUGCUAUCAAGAUAAUGACAACAUUGAUGGUGCAUUUUCUGAGUCAUUGGAAUACGACGGACAAAUGGAACUCAACUGUAACGAUCAAAAGGAUGAUGUGACAUCUCUCAUGGUUGGUCGUAUGGAAAUCUGCAACUCGGAGGAUGAAGAUACUGAUAGCGAAGUCUCUCUUGAUGAGGAUGAAGAUGAACUAAGCGGUGAUUAUAACCACUACAGUGAACAAUCGGUGACUGGCAACGAAGACAAGGGUACAAAUCAUCAAUAUGACAUAACUCCAGACGAGAAUCCAAAUGAACUUGCUCAACAACACCAGGAUAACCAUGAUGACGAGGAAAUCUAUACAAACAAUGACUUGAAUACCCUUGAGAAUGUCAACAACAACGACAGCGUCAUAUCUGAUUCAACAUCGACACAACAAUCGAACAGCGCGAUGACGAUGGAAAGGAAUCGGCAACUGGAAUUCACCAAAGCUGAAACCGAGGCCUUGUUGGAGCAAUUAGAUAUGGACUUUGGAAGAGAUAGUAUAUACCAUGAUGAUGUGAACGAAAGUAUUACUUACAAUCAAACAAUCCAUGCAGCAGAAAAUGAAUCACCACUUAAGGAAUCAGAAACAACACCUCGACUACCUGCAGACAACACUGUCAUAAUGGAAAAUUCCCCUCCACCACCUCCACCUCAUCAUCAUCAUCGUCAUCAUCAUCAACAACAACAACAACAUCAACAACAACAACAACAACAACAACAACAACAACAACAACAACAACAACAACAACAACAACAACAACAACAACAACAACAACAACAACAACAACAACAACAACAACAACAACAACAACAACAACAACAACAACAACAACAACAACAACAACAACAAGAAGAAGGAGACUAUGAUCAAAUGGAAUCCAAAGUGGAAUCAUCAGCUGGUCAUGGAGUUCAUGAAGAAUUAGAAAGUAUGUUACGCCAAUUAGAACAGCAAAACAACACAUCAACACGCAAACAUAACACCAGUUUGAAGAUCAGUGCAUCUGGACGGAUUAGGCUAUCUGGUGUUCGACAACGACGUCCAAAUCAUUCUACUCAGCACCUACUCAAAAAAUUAUCGACUGGAUCUUCAUCUAUCAACACUGACAAUGGAUCAUCUACUAUUAUUGCAGGGUCAGAUGAUUGCUCCUCUUUGCAAGAAUCUUCCACCACACCAGAAUUUUUUGACCCAUUCGCAACGUUGGCAUCUAUCUCCAGCAAUGCCAUCGAAUCACCUACUUCACAAGGAUAUCACCGAAGACCAUAUUGGAUGACGAAUGAAGAUACAAAGAAACAAGAAUCAAGACGCAGACCAUUACCAAAUAUGCCCAUCAGAAGUCCUCAUCAAAAAGAAUCUGGAUUCUCAAGAAACUUUUAGUACUGGAUGAGAAGAAGAAGAAGAAACCUUUAGGAAGACUGGCAAGCGGAACUCAUUAAUUGGAUCAACUCGAUCCUGUUGUAAUUUUUUUUUUUGUACUGUGUUUAUACUUUCUACAUUCUUCGUAUUAUUAUUAUUAUUAUUAUUUAUCUUGUUUAGCUAUUUAUUCAUUUAAUCAAUAAAAUAUGUUAUAUUUAUCACCCUC
Halteromyces radiatus is the source of this 2550-nucleotide messenger RNA. RefSeq lists its product as uncharacterized. The record is from RefSeq and is a predicted model, not a curated record. Gene Ontology annotation, cellular component: plasma membrane; cell division site; cytoplasm. Lineage: Eukaryota; Fungi; Mucoromycota; Mucoromycetes; Mucorales; Cunninghamellaceae. The transcript is spliced from 11 exons. Bases 39 to 2345 code for a protein of 768 amino acids. Gene Ontology annotation, biological process: cytoskeleton organization.